Echinostoma caproni is the source of this 387-nucleotide messenger RNA. NCBI's taxonomy places the organism in Eukaryota, Metazoa, Platyhelminthes, Trematoda, Plagiorchiida, Echinostomatidae. The record is from the annotation of a GenBank genome assembly.
GUCGAGGCUGCCAAAUGGUUGGGUGAAAUCCAGUGUGUUCGAAGCACUCUCACUCAGUCCGUGAAAGCUGUGCUGGCUGCCGCCUGUCAAACUGUUGCGUUCACUGACGUGUUGGAUGUACUGUGCCACGUACAGGUGUGCAUUAUGGAUGCAAUUCAAGAAUCCGGACUUGGUGGCUGUAUUCAGGGCUUGAAAACGGUAUCAACCGAGCAGUGGCUAGGCGCAAUCCGGCAAAGUCAGAAGAAAGUAAGCAUCAGAGGAACCUUGAAAGCAUUGUACAACUCCUUAGUGCUUAUUAUCGAUGGUACCAGUGGUGCAAUAUCCACAAUGCUUGUGAUGGUUCGGAUCCCAGUAUACAUAACUGUGAAUCCCACAUUGUGCUGCUAG